AUGGGUGUUGAUUAUUACAAAGUGCUAGGCCUUGAGAAGGGAGCUAGUGAAGAUGAUAUUAAAAAGGCUUACAGAAAAAUGGCAUUGAAAUACCACCCUGACAAGAAUAAGUCUCCCAAUGCAGGGGAGAAAUUCAAGCAGGUUGCCGAAGCUUACGAGGUGCUGAGUGAUCCGAAAAAAAGGGAGAUUUAUGACAUGUAUGGCGAAGAGGGUCUUAAAGGUGGGAUCGGCGGUCCUAGUGGCCGUACUGAAGGCGCUACUUUCACUUUUACCAGUGAUCCUCGCGAGACCUUCCGAGCAUUCUUUGGCACAGAUGAUCCUUUCAGUACCUUUAUGAGUUUUGGCAGUGGCAAUAGAGGGACAGAAUUCAUGGAUGUUGAUAGCGAUAUAUUUAAUCGAGGUGGACUAGGGGGGAUAUUUAUGAACGCAGGAGGUGGUGGUGCGCCGCGCAGUCGACGAACUCAGGAUCCGCCUAUUCAUCACGACCUAAGCGUAUCUCUAGAGGACGUGCUUUAUGGCACCACUAAGAAGAUGCGCAUCACACGGCGGCGUAUGGACGGUGGUACAGAGGAGAAGGUACUCACCAUCGAAGUACGCAAGGGUUGGAAGGCGGGCACACGCAUCACCUUUCCCCGCGAGGGUGAUGAGCGUCCCAACACCAUCCCCGCCGACAUCAUUUUCACUGUUAAAGAUCGCACGCAUAAGUAUUUCAAACGCGACGGCGCUGACGUCCGCUACACUGCAAAGAUCGGUCUGCGUGACGCUCUGUGUGGCUGUCAGAUUCAAGUGCCCACCAUUGAUGGAAGGAGGGUACCAUUGAAGGUGGAAGACUGUGUCAUCAAACCCGGUACUACCCGCCGGGUCAGCGGCCAAGGUCUGCCCUAUCCUAAGGAGCCUAAUCGUCGCGGUGAUAUAAUUGUUGACUUUGAUAUUGUUUAUCCGGACCGCUACUUAAAGCCCAUUUGUGCGCUUUCCAUUAGCACUAUUCAGUACUCGUGGGACGGGUGCUUGCGACGGAAACGUCGACUAGCCAUGAUUUUCACUAUAUCUAUGUUUUUCCUUUUUUAUGCUUACAAUAAUAUGAUCGCGCUUACUUCCAGCGCGCUUCCAGAUGCAACAUUACCAUCUAAGAAUCGUUAUGCAAUUGUUGUUGAUGCUGGCAGCAGCGGUAGCCGUCUGUUUGUUUACUGCAUUCCAUUUCACAAUGACGGCGAUGAUACCCUAACUUCUAUAACCUUAUGUUUGGAUGAUCAAAAGAAACCUCUAACGAAAAAGGUUACGCCAGGACUUUCCUCUUUCGCCUCUGAUCCCCCUGCCGCUCAACUCUAUGUUACCAACCUGCUUUCAUUUGCUGCCCAAAACAUACCGAAAAGAUUCCAUCCCAUAACUCCCGUAUACAUUCUUGCUACUGCUGGAAUGCGUCUUUUAACCGAUGGGCAGCAAGAUGACAUUUGGAUCGUGGUUCGGAAGACGGUAAAAAGCGAAUUUAAUUUUAAGUUUGAUGAUUCUUGGGCCCAAACCGUUUCCGGCUAUUUCGAAGCCUUGUUUGGGUGGAUUACUGUAAACUACCUACUUGGUAACUUUGCUGACCCUUCCCAUCAGACUGCAGGUAUGCUGGACAUGGGCGGAGCGAGUAUGCAAAUUGCCUAUGAGGUGCCUUCUGAGAUGCAUCCGCCCAAGGACCUCAUCCUCCCAUUCACCAUUGGUAGCAAACAUACCUAUAAUGUCUACGUUAUGACCUUCCUCGGUUACGGUACUCAUGCCACGAAAAGUCGGUCCAGCGGUGGACUCUAUGAUGAGAAGCUAGUUACUUUAUUCCAGUACCGUAUCUUACCUUACAGAUACAAGUCUUCUCUUCUACACAACGCCAUGGAAUACUCACAGUUCUCAAGUCUUUUAAAAUUGCGGUAUCGGCCUUCCACUGGCUACAUCAGGCCACCAAAGCUCGCUAACCUCACCAUCUAUUUGCACUACACCACAAGCGGACAGGAGAAGUUUAUUUUUCUUGACCCCUGCCUUCAACCGGGCUUGGAAGACACCUUAAAUCCACGAGACCUGAGUCUUUCAAGGACUCUUUUAGCCACGGGAAAUUCUUCCACUCAUACAAUCACUUUCCUUGGCACUGGAGAUCUCUCACUAUGCAUCGCCUACCAGAAGGCUCUGCUGCAGAGGCACAAGCCCUGUCGUCUGGACCCAUGCUCAAUGAACGGCAUCCACCAACCUCCAGUGAACUUUGAGGGUAUUCAAUUCUACGCGAUGUCAGAGUACUGGUAUACUUCCUCGGACCUUCGCACUGGUUUCUCGAAGCCUUAUGAUUUCAACACGUUCAAUGCUUCUGCUUCUGUAAGUUCUAUUCACCUUCUUCCUUUUUCGCAUCCUUUCGUGGUUGCUUUUCGGCCAAUUAUGUUUCCCUUGAGGAGAGUUUUACAAAAUUGCCUCUCUCCUAGGGCCGUGUGUUUCAAGGCUUCGUGGAUCAUUAACGUUUUGCACUCGGGUUUUGGAUUUCCUCUAACCUAUGCCAACCUUCACCCUAUCGAAAAAUUGUCAGGCAUUGAGGUGCAAUGGAGCCUGGGCGCUUUCAUCUACUACGCGCAACUACCUGAGUUCGAGCUCCUGCUAGCCAAAGAACCAGAUCCGGUGGUGGGUUUUACGCAUCGUCAGACUACCGCAUUCUUACUCCUUCUUUUCUUCUUCGCUUGUCUUUCCAUCUCCGCCUAUUGCAUCUACUGUCGAAGAAGGCGCCAGCGAUUUGACUUUGUCGGGAAUCACAGCGCUCCUCGCUGCACCACUGCCCUCCUCCUACCCUUCAAGCAGUUUUGGCGCUCUCCGAAGCUAGUUAACAAUGGCGUUGUCCCUGGGGUUGCUGGGAGCGGUAGUGGUAUCGGUGGCGGAGGUAAAAGAGUUCCUGCUAGUAAUUACCAAUACGUGAUGAUCUCCUCCCCCAGUCUGCAUGUGAACUUCCGUCCCUCCAACUCCCUCCCCUCAUUCGAAAACUUCCAACCUGGGAAAGCGGAUCCCCCGACGAACAGUACUGUUUGA
Messenger RNA from Hydatigera taeniaeformis, 3039 nucleotides. The record is from the annotation of a GenBank genome assembly. Lineage: Eukaryota; Metazoa; Platyhelminthes; Cestoda; Cyclophyllidea; Taeniidae.